CACAAAUACUAGAGUCACUUCACACACAAUCGACCAAGUCACUCUGACCAUUUUCCUUUCCCGCCUGUUACUCCAAAAUGGGAAAACGCCGGCGAGCAGACUCCGAUUCCGACUCCGACGACGACACCACCACCACACGUCUCCCCUUCAAAAACCGUCUAAAACCAGACUCCGUCAUCUUAUCCACCCUCAAAACCCUAUCCGCCGCCACCAAAUCCGCCUCCACCUCCAAAACCCUAACCCUAACCGAUCUCUCUCUCUCCUCCACCUGCCGUGAAGUCACCGACCUCCCGUUAUCCUCCGUCCAAAAUCGCAUCCUCACCCUCGCCCUCAAUCUCACCAAAUCCAUCCUCGCCGGUAACGGCUUCUCCUUCUCCGUCCCCUCACGCGCCGCCACGAACCAGCUCUACGUGCCGGAGCUCGACCGCAUCGUUUUAAAGGACAAAUCAUCCGUUCGUCCGUACGCAUCCGUAUCAACUGUACGGAAAACUACGAUUACGACGAGAAUAUUGUCGCUUAUACAUCAAUUGUCGUUGAAGAAUAUCCACGUCACCAAGCGUGACCUGUUUUAUACCGAUGUGAAGCUGUUUCAGGACCAGACGCAAUCCGACGCCGUUUUGGAUGAUGUGUCGUGUAUUUUGGGGUGCACUCGGUCGUCGUUGAAUGUUGUUGCUGCUGAAAAAGGAGUGGUUGUUGGGAGACUUGUGUUUAGUGAUAAUGGUGAUAUGAUUGAUUGCACAAAAAUGGGGAUUGGAGGUAAAGCAAUUCCUCCAAACAUCGAUAGAGUAGGUGAUAUGUCUAGUGAUGCAUUGUUCAUACUAUUGGUUGAAAAGGACGCUGCAUAUAUGAGAUUAGCUGAGGAUCGGUUUUACAAUCGGUUUCCAUGCAUUAUUGUAACAGCAAAAGGCCAGCCUGAUGUGGCUACAAGGCUGUUUUUGAGGAAGAUGAAGAUGGAGCUGAAACUGCCUGUGUUGGCUCUUGUGGACAGUGAUCCAUACGGGUUGAAGAUUUUGUCGGUCUACGGUUGUGGAUCGAAGAACAUGUCCUACGAUAGUGCGAAUUUGACUACGCCGGAUAUAAAGUGGUUGGGGAUUAGGCCUAGUGAUUUGGAUAAGUAUAAGAUACCUGAACAGUGUCGGUUACCGAUGACAGAGCAGGAUAUUAAGACCGGUAAGGAUUUGUUGGAAGAGGAUUUUGUGAAGAAGAACCCGGGGUGGGUUGAGGAGUUGAGUUUGAUGGUGAAGUCGAAGCAGAAGGCGGAAAUUCAGGCGUUGAGUACGUUUGGUUUUCAGUAUCUGUCGGAGGUUUAUCUGCCGUUGAAGUUGCAGCAGCAAGAUUGGCUCUAGUGAUUGUUUGUAACCUCUUUGUUUUUCAUUGUAGCAAGUUUAUUGUUCUUCAAGUGUAAUAUUAUGUUGGCUUGAAUUUAUAAAAACUGUCAAGAACCAAGUUUUACAUGUUUUAUGUAUUUGAAAUAAUGUGUUAUUAGUCUUUUGUCUUUAA
This is a messenger RNA of Helianthus annuus (common sunflower), 1500 nucleotides long. Its product is annotated as DNA topoisomerase 6 subunit A. The transcript is spliced from 2 exons. The coding region runs from base 78 to 1346 and encodes 422 amino acids. Gene Ontology annotation, molecular function: DNA topoisomerase type II (double strand cut, ATP-hydrolyzing) activity; DNA binding; ATP binding. Lineage: Eukaryota; Viridiplantae; Streptophyta; Magnoliopsida; Asterales; Asteraceae. Gene Ontology annotation, cellular component: nuclear chromosome. Gene Ontology annotation, biological process: meiotic DNA double-strand break processing; reciprocal meiotic recombination; DNA topological change. The record is from RefSeq and is a predicted model, not a curated record.